UUUGGUAGCCACCGCCCGGAAGUGCGUAAAGCAUGACGUCACGCAGGAGAAGGAAGCAGAAGUCCACAGCUAAGAUGGCGGAGGAGCAGCAGGAAUCAUCACAGGGAGAGAUGGAGGCAGAGGGAAACCGUAACAGCGUAAAACAUACCGAGAAAACAGGAGUGAACUGCCUCGCAUAUGACGAGGCCAUAAUUGCUCAGCAGGACAGAAUUCAGCAGGAGAUCGCCAACAGUAACCCUUUAGUGUCGGACAGACAGGACCUGUCAGUGCUGCAGAGGGAGUAUGCGGAUGAAGACACAAUUUAUCAGCUCAAGAUCAAGGACCUAUACAAACAAUACUCGUACAUCCGUAAGACGCGACCUGAUGGGAACUGUUUCUACAGAGCCUUCGGUUUCGCACAUCUCGAAUCCCUGUUAGAAGACAGCAAAGAACUUCAGAGGUUCAAAGCAGUUGCAUCAAAAAGUAAACUGGACCUGGUCAAUGAAGGCUUCACCGAGUUCACCAUUGAAGACUUCCACAAUACUUUCAUGGAUCUGAUCGAACUGUGUGAGAAACAGCCACGCCUGCAGGAGCUGCUGAACUCCUUCAACGACCAGAAUGUGUCCGACUACGUGGUCGUGUACCUGCGGCUGCUAACCUCGGGCUACCUGCAGCGAGAGUAUGGCUUCUUCCAGCAUUUCAUAGAGGGAGGACGCUCUGUGAAGGAGUUCUGUCAGCAGGAGGUAGAGCCAAUGUCUAAAGAAAGUGACCACAUUCACAUCAUCGCCUUAGCCCAGGCCCUGAACGUAUCCAUCCUGGUGGAGUACAUGGAUAGAGGAGAAGGUGGAACAGUCAAUCAUCACGUCUUCCCCGAAGGCGGCGACCCACGCAUCUUCCUCCUCUACAGACCCGGCCAUUAUGACAUCUUGUACAAAUAACACUCCUGGUCACAGCCCACCUCCUCCUCCUCCUGCUGUACGCUCUGGCAGCGGGUCGAAAAAACUAAUUAUUAAAAAAAAAACUUCAACAGCCACGUUGAUGAAUCAUACAUCUGUGUAUGAGAUUACACUUACACUCAUGUAUUUGAAAAAAGUAAAAAUAAAAAUGACAUUACAUGCCUCCCUUACCCUGGUCGCCCCAAGUUCCCAGGUUUUCUCCCUCAGUCAUCAGAAAAUGGUUAAUGAAAAGAAAAAAAAAGAAUCCAUGGAAACAAAUAGAAGUGACUCCAGGCAUUUAGAGUUGUACAGGUUUUUUUGUGGUUGUAAAUGUUAUCUACUUGCUUUAUGUUGGAUUCUUUUCCUUGUUACACUGCGUUUCAUUGAGUUUUAUUAAAGGGAUUUACAUCUUAUCUUGUCGUUGAAUUCGGUGGCUGCUGCAUGAUCAGGUCCUGAUUGAUUCAUGGAGACUAAUGCAAUUCCUCUGAAACAUAACUCACAUCUUCAAAUAUGUGAUUGUCUGCUGGCGGCCUAUGAAUGUAGCCUGCUGGCCCAACCUCAGCUGUGAUUGGCUCCCCCCGCAGCCCUCGGGGGGGUCAAGCGGCACUGAUAGUGGAUGGAUAUCCAAAGGUGUUCAGUUCAUCUGAGUAAGUGGGGAAGAACAGAAAAUGUUCACCUUUAAGAGACGGAAACCAGUGACUUGGAGGUAUUUUCAUGUCUAAUGACAAAUGACAAUUGAAACUGCACUGCUGAUUGAUUCUUUUAUCAUUUUUCUGAUCACUCCAAACUUCAAAUAAACUUCUUCACAGUGUA
This is a messenger RNA of Platichthys flesus (European flounder), 1727 nucleotides long. RefSeq names its product OTU deubiquitinase, ubiquitin aldehyde binding 1b (gene otub1b). The record is from RefSeq and is a predicted model, not a curated record. Gene Ontology annotation, molecular function: cysteine-type deubiquitinase activity; ubiquitin binding. Gene Ontology annotation, biological process: negative regulation of double-strand break repair; protein K48-linked deubiquitination. The coding region runs from base 33 to 917 and encodes 294 amino acids. Gene Ontology annotation, cellular component: nucleus. The transcript is spliced from 7 exons. NCBI's taxonomy places the organism in Eukaryota, Metazoa, Chordata, Actinopteri, Pleuronectiformes, Pleuronectidae.